Molecule: messenger RNA, 1533 nt
Organism: Clonostachys rhizophaga
Lineage: Eukaryota; Fungi; Ascomycota; Sordariomycetes; Hypocreales; Bionectriaceae
Source: the annotation of a GenBank genome assembly
AUGGCAAGUAGGUUCAGGGUGCGAUUCGCUCCAGUCUCAUCCCUUGAGAGCCCAGCCUCAGCCUCCCCGAAAUGCGCGACGGAACCUGUCGGCAUGAAGCCCAUCACCACCAGCCCAACUUUGCCAUCAAAGCAUCGAAGCCGCCUCGGCUGCCGUGAAUGCCGACGCCGCCGGGUAAAAUGCGACGAGACCUUCCCCGUAUGCCUCCGAUGUCAGCGACGCGGGGACGUGUGUGAGUCCCAGACGCGGUCUAGAUUAUGGCAACCCGAGACGCCCUGGUUACAUGUAGCUGGGCUUGGAAAGCGCAAACCAUCCCUUCCAGCGGCUGAGGAAACGGCCAUGACGAGCCCCAGCAGCCCGUCGGACCAAAAGCUACUGCGGUAUUGGCUCGAAAAGGCCAGCCAAAUCAUGGCCCUCGACCCCGACAAUAAUCCUUUCUCCUUUCCUCUCCUCGAGAAUUCAGGACAGCUGCCCGCCAUGAUUCAUGCUGUGCAGAGCAUCGGCGCUGCGCAUCAGGACUUCUUCGACAUGUCCAAAUUGAACAAGUGCUUGGAGGAGAGAGCUCUGGCAUUGCGCCUUAUCCGACAAGAGCUCGGACAGGCGAGCAAGGACAUUACAGCCUGUUUCUUGACUGUUUUCCUCUUGGGGCUAUCAUACUUCUGGACGGCUGGGCCAUUCAUCGAUCUGGAUGGUAUCCGCCAGGCCCAGGCACAUUUUCUCGGUGGACGUCAGCUUAUCGACUUCAUCCUGGCGAUUCCGGUCGAGGAGCGCACCGAGCAGAUGCACUUUGCCAUUGGUUCGUAUCUCUACUGGGACAUGGCCUGCUCAUUCCUCAUUGAGCCCGAGUAUCAGCGGCCUCUCGACACAGCAGAGAUUUUGGCCGCAGUGCAAGUUCUGGCUGGCAGAUUUCACCCCAUCCUUGGCUACUCGGCCGAGAUCGCCUACCUUGAUGCUUGUGUUGGCCGAUAUUGCCGAUCUGUGGUGGAUACCGGUGUAAGAGAUGCAGUGCUUGAAGCAACCCUCGAGGAGCAACUCCUGGCAUGGAAACCCAACGAUGUACAAGACCUCUCACAUAUUUCCGAAGCAUACCGCAGCCAUGGGUUGCUCAAUCUUUACGUAGUUUGCUGUCGAUCGUCAUCAACACCAACGCUCAGUACUCAUUGGAGCAGCGAAUGGCGCCCAGAUCCGGCGAGCCCAGAGGAGGAGAGUGCUGAAGACGAACUAGAGGCUCGUAUACACAGUAUCGCGUUACGCACCGUGACCAGCCUUAUGCACGUGCCGGAUAACCAUCCAUGCACCAACGUGCAUGGCAUUCCCCUGUUGACGGCAGGCUCUGAGCUCACAGCUGAUGACGCAAAAGAGCGAGACCAAGUCAGGAAACGGUUCCGGGCGCUUUACUCGUUCAACCACCUCCCGGCGAACCUAGCAGCAAUUCAACUCUUGGAGGAACUUUGGUCGCUUCGAGAUGUGGGCAUCGGUGUCUCGUGGCUGAGUUUGAUGGUUGAGUAUAACUGGAAUAUCAUGCUUGGAUAG